Molecule: messenger RNA, 3891 nt
Organism: Penicillium nucicola
Lineage: Eukaryota; Fungi; Ascomycota; Eurotiomycetes; Eurotiales; Aspergillaceae
Product: ubiquitin-specific protease UBP2
Exons: 11
Coding region: 1-3891 (1296 amino acids)
Biological process (GO): regulation of proteasomal protein catabolic process; protein deubiquitination; proteasome-mediated ubiquitin-dependent protein catabolic process
Molecular function (GO): proteasome binding; cysteine-type deubiquitinase activity
Source: RefSeq, a predicted model, not a curated record
AUGGCGCCUAUCCAGAGGGCAGUGGAAGAUAUCUACCUCUAUGAUCCAGCACACGUCCCCGACACUGGCCGCAAUCUGCUCGCCCAAGUUCCUCCGGUAUACUCUUAUCCGGAAGCCUGGCAAGGUCUUCCUGGAUUUAUCUCACCGAAAGCAUGCAAGCACGAAUAUGUUCUGAAAGAAGACCAGACCUUCUUGGCUCAAGCUGAACAUCGGAAACGACCAGGGACGUCAUCCAAAAUUGCAGCCUAUUGCUCAGAAUGCCGCUGUCAUCUUCAAGUGGUGGUCAACUACACCAACGGCAUGAAUUCAUUUAAUCAAAACAAGGAAGACCAUAUCCAUCAUUUGAUCUACAAAUCGGGUAGACAGAAGAACGGUGUCUCAAUGCCAGAGAAGACAGAUAAAGGACAAGUCGCUGAGACGUUUCACUAUCAAUGUUCUUGCAUAUCAUGCUCAGCAAUGGUGUCUCUACGGAUACUUUCUCCAAUUCUCACACCAGAAUGGGUUCAUUUGUUGACCGAUCCUGAUUUACUACAUGAACGAGCUGAACAAGCCUUAGCAACAUAUCCCGAAUCAAUGGAAGGCAUGGGUGAUCCCAAACCGAUCAGUGUACUGGAUAAUUUACGACUUUACAUCAGCAACGCACUUCGAAAUGCUCAACGUGGGAAGCCUAUAUCAGCAGCUAACAAAAGAUUUAUGCACUCGUUUGGUGUGGAGGGUGCUCCCUGUAAAGAGUUACUAGAGUUCCUAGAGUUCACUUAUAACAAGGUUGGCAGCUAUCCCAAAUUCCAGGUCUCUCGCCAUAUUACGUCGCCGCUGACAGGUGAACAGGAAACUGGUGCCUGGACACCACCCCAACCAAACAUCAACGCCGAGAAACCCUACCAAGACCCGCUUUGCACCUUUCUCGACGACGUCGCGCAUGAACUUUUAUCAUUAAUUCAUCGCAGACCACCCGCAGAACAACGUGGCUCCCAAUUUCCCGCUCUUCCGCCAUCGGCGAUCACCCAGCUCUAUUCUGCCCUCGAGGCAUUGAACUAUUCGAAAGCUAUGCGCGUCGAGGAUUUUGAGAUGCCUUCUGCUCCAUGUUACGAGGACCUGGGUGUCGUCGAGGAUAUGGCUACUUGGCAGAUCCUCUGGGCAUUCGAGCGUCAAACCGCCGCUAACCCACGGAGAUACCCCCUCUUCCUUUCAGCUUUGAAGCAAAUUGCCAAACUUCGCGUUGCUUCCUCGGGGGGUGAAGACUGGGCAUUGAUUGAAACAACCGUCAAACGGGCUUACUCCGAAGGAAAAUACGCCGUUGAAGACCUCGACGAUGCUUAUCGAUUCUUUGGUCUCCGAUCGGAUGACUCGAACCUCACCGAUGAUAGCAUCAUUGGCAAGUUUUUCGCUUUCUUGAGCUCCACUAAGCGCGAAACAGAAGCGCGUCAGCAGCUUUGGCGUAUUGGCGAUAGCAGAGAUAGCGAGGCUAUCAUAUCGGCGUCUGAAAAUCGCGUUUCCACUGUAGAGCAAGCGAAUGUUUUCCUGGGCGUCGAAAAUGAGACACCCGAUGAUUUUGUUAUGACUAUGUACACGGCCAAGGUCAAUGACAACCCCUUGAACAAAGAACUGGCGAAUCGUGCAGUCGCUCUCAUCGCCGCCUCUCGUAAAUCGAUCGCGUUGAACCACUUCAUCAAUACUGGAGAGACACUUGCCUCUGAAAUGGACGUCGGUGAUGCCUAUCGUCUACUCCAAAUUCCCGAUCGCACUGCAGACGCGGGAGCUAUCAUUGCCGCAUACACUAUCUGUGUUGAUGAAAACCCAGGCGAGGCUGAGAGGUAUUAUCAAGCUAUGACCAUCAUUGCCGAUAAAACCAACAAUGAUGCCUUGCGAGGUAUGGCAGGUAUGAGCCUUCCACAGGCUAGCAACAUAUCGGAGUGGCCGGUCGGCUUGCAGAACAUUGGCAACACCUGCUAUCUGAACAGCCUUCUUCAGUACUACUUUUCAAUUCGACCUUUCCGCGAGAUGGUUUUGGACUGUGAGACAUACCAGAUGGACUUGAACGAUGAUGAAACCAUGGCGAAGAAGCAAGUUGGAUCUCGUAAAGUGAUGAAGAACGAGGUCGAACGAUCCCAGCGAUUCCUCAAUGAGCUACGGACUCUAUUCCAAAGCAUGAUCACUGCUUCUCGCAACUCGGUCACCCCCGGCCAGGAACUGGCCCGGUUGACUUUGAUCAGCCCCAGUAACGAGGCAGCCAUUCGUCGUCGUUCGACUAUCUCUGCUAGCAUAACCCAAAUCCUUGGCGAGAUCGAUGGCGCUCCCAUCCUUGGACCGCUUGGACCCCCUGCAUCCAUUCCAAUGAAUACGACUAGCCAAUCUGCGCCUAAUGCCGCUGGUCCUGCUCUUGUCACUAAUUCGAACGUGAGCGAUACGGGCGAUAUUGCUACUGACGUAACUAUGUUCCCGGAUAGUAACCCCGAUAUCCCAGUGGCCUCUAUUGAGGGUAAAGAAAACGAUCCUCCGCAAUUGGACCAAGCCAAUGUUGCACCCUGUGAAGAAAUGUCGCUUGAUCCACGCACCACUGUGCCUAACCAGCCAGGGCCAUCUAACAUACCACCUCCUGUCCCCCCUCGCCCUAUCCCAGAGAUUGACCGCGAGAAGCAAUUGAAAGAAGAGGUUGAGAUUGGCGCUCAACAGGAUGUGACUGAAGUCAUCAACAACGUUCUCUUCCAGAGUCAGUGCGCUAUCAAACCCAUUGGCAUUGGUGGCGAUGGCGAACAGCUUGACCAGAUCAAAGACCUGUUUUAUGGUCAAACCCGGUCUUAUAUCUCCGAGGAGAAAGGCACGCGUUCGAAGGAAGAGCGUUGGUGUGACAUUAAGGUCGACGUUGCUCAUGGAUCUCGUGAUAUUUAUGAUGCUAUCGAUGGAGCUUUUGAUGUCCAGAAAAUCAGCGUCGGAAACUCUGUGGCUGAACAAUUUGGAUCGAUCAGUCAAGUCCCACCGAUACUCCAGGUUCAGGUGCAGCGAGUUCAGUUUGAUUCCGUGAAGAAGAGCUCUUUCAAAUCGACCAAUCAUCUUGAAUUGCUCGAUACAAUCUACAUGGACCGAUACAUGGACUCGAAGAACCCCGAGUUCGUGAAGCGUCGAGCCCAGUCUUGGGAAUGGAAGGCUACUUUGAAGACUCUGGAGGCUCGCCGCGUGGAGAUGCUUAAGCAGUCGGAAUCCAAGGAUAGCAUUGAUAUGACAGAGCUUUUCAGCCAGACUAGUGAGGCGAUCGGCAGUCUGAGAGAAAGUGACUCGGAUAGCGGGCCUGAUUCGCUGGCGCAUAUGCUAAGCUCGGAGCUGUCAGACGACCUCAGCUUUAUUGCUGACUCGGCUCAGGCUGAGCUGCAAGCCAUUGACCAGCAGCUCAAGGACACCCGGGCCAUGAUCUCCACCCAGUUCGCCGAUUGGAAGAGCCUGCCAUACCGUUUGUAUGCCGUGUUCGUGCACCGUGGCUCGGUAUCGUUUGGACAUUACUGGAUCUACAUCUAUGACUUCAAAAAGGAAAUCUGGCGCAAGUACAACGACGAGUAUGUCACCGAGGUCUCGAACGUGAAGGAGAUUUUCGAGAACGACUCCACGACCAACCCUGCCACCCCAUACUUCCUGGUCUACGUCAACGACAAGAUCAAAGACCGCCUCGUCGACCCGCUUUGCCGCGACGUGACCGAAUCGAUGCCCGACUUGACCGAACAGGAAGUCCCCUUCAUGGAGGACACCCGGUCAGCCAGCCCCACUGACGUGGAUAUGGAACCCUCAUUCUACGACACUAGUGCCCCGCGUGGCACCCCAGACUCCACCGCCGUCGACGCGACCGCUGUCAAUCCCCUGAAGCGUAAGAGCGUGGACGCCGAAGCCAAAUCGCUCCCAUGA